Molecule: messenger RNA, 4357 nt
Organism: Hipposideros armiger (great roundleaf bat)
Lineage: Eukaryota; Metazoa; Chordata; Mammalia; Chiroptera; Hipposideridae
Gene: VTI1A
Product: vesicle transport through interaction with t-SNAREs 1A
Exons: 9
Coding region: 315-989 (224 amino acids)
Biological process (GO): vesicle fusion with Golgi apparatus; macroautophagy; retrograde transport, endosome to Golgi
Cellular component (GO): late endosome membrane; ER to Golgi transport vesicle membrane; SNARE complex
Molecular function (GO): SNAP receptor activity; SNARE binding
Source: RefSeq, a predicted model, not a curated record
CCCAAAAAAAAAAGUGCCUUCCGUGAUCCCUGAGAACCCGAAUAUUUUUUGAGCCAUUUGGGGGCACUAAUUUGAAGUGGUUGUGCUUAGCAAAUUUCUUAAUUUUGAAGCCUGAGCGGAAAUAAAAAGCACACCCGGCCCCAUUUCCAGAGGACCGAGAUUGCGUCGGACAACCAGGAAGCGGCCCGGCUGGGAGCUGUCCCCUGUGCUCCACUCUGCAGUCCAGGGCAGCUCCCAGGCUCCCUACACGGUGUUCCCUGGUGACCCCUGCCCCGACCUAGGCUCCAGCCCGGGCCUAUCACUCCGGAGCCACCAUGUCGUCCGACUUCGAAGGCUACGAGCAGGACUUCGCCGUGCUCACUGCAGACAUCACAAACAAGAUUGCAAGGGUCCCCCGACUCCCGCCUGAUGAGAAGAAACAGAUGGUUGCAAAUGUGGAGAAACAGCUUGAAGAAGCAAAAGAACUGCUUGAACAGAUGGAUUUGGAAGUCCGAGAGAUACCACUCCAAAGUCGAGGAAUGUACAGCAAUAGAAUGAGAAGCUACAAGCAAGAAAUGGGAAAACUUGAAACAGAUUUUAAAAGGUCACGGAUCGCCUACAGUGACGAAGUACGCAAUGAGCUCCUCGGGGAUGAUGGGAAUUCCUCAGAGAGCCAGUUGAUAAAAUUACGUGAAGAGAGGGCACAUCUGCUCGAUAACACAGAGAGGCUGGAAAGGUCAUCUCGCAGACUAGAGGCUGGAUACCAAAUAGCAGUAGAAACCGAGCAAAUUGGCCAGGAGAUGUUGGAAAACCUCAGUCAUGACAGAGAAAAGAUACAGAGAGCACGUGAAAGACUUCGGGAAACAGAUGCUAACUUGGGGAGAAGCUCCAGGGUUCUGACAGGGAUGUUGCGAAGAAUCAUCCAGAACCGCAUCCUGGUCGUCAUCCUGGCCGUCAUUCUGGUCAUCACUAUCCUGAUGGCGAUCACUUUUUCUAUCAGAAGACACUGAUGUAUCUGCUCUUCCUUGAUAAACAGCAACAACGGCUUGUUCUGAGUAAUUAAGACAAAACGGUCACAUGAAUCAUUCUUUUGUGAUGACAGGCCCUGAGUGACCUUCCCUCUUUCUCACCGCUGUUCAGCUGAAGUGCAAAGAGUGUAAAAAUAUUUUUUAUUCCUGUUUGCAUGUGGGUUGGUUUUCUUUUCUAGGUUUGUCUUCACCCAGAUUUGUUUUUUUAUAGGGGAAGGCGAAUGUUUAUUUACCUUUUGGUAAUUUCAUCUACUGACCAAAAUAGCUUUGGUGACAUUCUUCCUUGCCCUGUGGACAUGUCAGGGGUCAUGGCUUGGGAGAAGGCGUGAUGAGUCAAUCACCGGGGCUUCUGAUGGGCUGUGUUGUUUGUCACACACCUCUUGUCACCGAGUUGCCCUUCUGUGAUGUCUGAGGUAAAAAAUGCAGAGAAAAGCAGGGGCCAGAGCUAGUGGCCGGCUCCAGCAAACCAUCCCCGUUACCACCCAGGCAUAAUGAGUAGAGUCAACCUGCCUGAGUGCUUUCAUUGUAAAGGUGGGUAUUUAAUGUCAGUUGUGCCGGAAAUUGACUUAGCACUUUCUCUGUUUUUCUAUGCUUAUAUAUAUUUCUUUUUUAUACCCAAGAAUAUUUUUGCUGAGCCUGCCCAAUAUCCACUUUCCACAACUUUGAUUACUGGCUACAAGAAAUAUUUCCUUACCUUCCCAAAAUCCCAUACUCCCCAGAAUUUGCUAGCAAAGUGAGCCCUGACACCGUAUUUCAUUGUGACCUCCUCUCCCCUGACCUGUGUAAGCAUUCCUGUAUCCUUUCGGUUUUAAUAUUUGCACAGCCAAAAGCAGCCCUCAUACAUGCAAAAGGUCUGACAAGGUUCCCUCCACAUCCAUUCCAGUAUGUAAAGAGGACAUGAAUAUUUCAGGAAGAGCAAGAGCAUGACUCCGUCGGUGUGUGAAAUUUCAAAUGUGAUUAUAAAUAUAGUCGAGUCCUAUAGGAUGAUCCACUAGAAAUAAACUUUAUGGAAAACGUUCACUAACCUCCUUUAAAAGAAUAAGGGAUUGCCGUGUGUUGCAAAAAGACAGCUUGGGUGUUUUUCCUAACAAAUGUCAGCACAGCCUUCCUGAAUUCACUAUGUAUUCAAACCUCUAACAUGCUUUGUGAUUUUCUUUGGUUUUCUUUCUGUCUGAGGUAACCGGGAAUUGCGUUCAAAAUGAGUUCAUUUAUGAUCAGGCUUCGAGUUGCCGAAGCUGAGGUCACUUUCCCCCUAGUCAUGAAGCAAACUGUGUUUUUCUUCAAGACUUCAUAGGCAUAUACAGCGUCUGGACUAUCUUUUGAAUAUAAUUGGAAGCUUCGAAUCCUCGAAAAGCAAGCCUGUUCUCUUCAUAAAAAAUGCUAACCACCUCUGCCCAUGGAUGGAGAUCCCUUGGAUGCAGCAGUAGAUUUUUUAAUUCUUUUUAUCCCCAACUCAGAAGAGAACCAUUAUGGUUUAAGUAGAAAAUGCAGAAUGGCAAAAUCCACCAGAGAAAUCGUACUUAUCGAAACAGGCCAUGGCCUGCAUGUGUUCAGAUAAAUCAUUUAGUAUUGUGUAAAUAGAGCUGCAGCCUUAGCUUCACGGGGAUGGUGUGGGAUCUUGGCAGAGCAAAGUAGGACCGCGAAGGGGUGGAAAGGCUGUGCUGAUGAUGCUAUCGGCAUAAGGGACCCAUCUCAGCCAGAAUCUUUUAUUCUGAUAACAGAAUCCUGUACGUGCUAAACACAUCGAAGAAUCCAUUAAAAAGCAAGGAAACAAACACCCAGCCUCCUCGUUCUGAAACACUGAUGGUGGGCAAGUAGCACCCCAGCCUCUGGUGGCUUCCUUCUACACCACUGAUCUUAACUAAAGUGCAUAGUGAGUUCUCCAGCUACACCUCACGUUUCCAGAUUCUUCCUAAGGCCACCUACCCAGCCGGGUUGAUCUGAUCAUCUCAACUGGCCGGCUCCUAAAUAUUUCACUACAGCCUUCCGUUCAUGUUGAAGUAGAUGAAAUGAGAAGGAGUGAAUGGCUCGUCUCUCAAUGGCCUUUUCUUUGGGGUUCUCUCUCUUUAUCAGCUCUUGCCUGAGAUUUUGCCCCAAUUCAGCCUUGAGAGUGGGAAGACUAUGAACAGGUAACCCUUAGUCCUACAGCCCCAUCAAACCCACCUUGACAGUGACCCUCUAGACUGGGGUAGUGAGUACUUUGUAGGAAGCAGGUCGAAAGUCCCUGGAUCCCUUGCCUGGCCCUCCCGAAUGCUGCAGGAGACACUCAAAGGAGCCCAAGGGAAGCAAAUUGUUCUCCCCCAGCCCCUGCUGCAGUGGAGAGGGAAGAAAGGCCACAAAUUCAAAGCAGGUCAUAGAUCUGUGGCAGGUUCUAGGAACUUAAUAUGUACACUUCAGUUGAUGAAUAUUUGUAAAGUUGGGAAUAUUGUUUGAUGGCGGAGGGCUGGGGGGAGGGGGGCGGUGAUGAAGAAUUGGAGGAGGAAGCCCUUGCUAUAUGAAAUUCAUGCAGACCAAACAGUUUCCCUGACAGAAUAAAUAAAGCUGGUGCUACCCUGCUCCAGAAUCAAAAGCAAUUUAAUUAAAGUCUCUUAAGUUGUAAAGAGUUUUAAAUGCUGUACGUUGAAGGCGAAUGCCUGCGAAGGCAGUGGGCUUGACGUCAGCUGCCAGCCUGGGCUGGGAGGCCAUUUGCUAUUCUGUUUAAGGCAGGCUGGGUUGUCUUAUUUUGGAACCAGCUUGGUGGGGGGUUUGCUUUGCUACUGCUUCUGAGCCCUGAGCUUCAAAGGCUGAAAUUAAUGGUGAACAAAAUUGUGCGGCUCUGGCCGUCCCAUGCGGGGCAAGCCCAUUGAGGGUUAUCAUUAAGUAAAGGAAUAAAGGAGGGGAAAAAGCCGCCUGUUCCAAAAACCUCAUCAGAUAAUGACCUCAGUGAUUGGGUUUUCAUUACCAAACAGCAUCCAGAGAUUAACGGCUCCACAGAAGAAGGGAGGGGGGAGAAAAAGAAAGAAAGGAAAGCAACUGUCUUUCUCUCCCUCUCUUUCUCCUUUUUAUUUUUUCCUUUUUUUUUUUUUUUUGCACAUCUUUUCUUUAAAACUGUCAGAUCAUUUCAGUAUUUCAAAUCCGAGGAAAACAGCCUGCCUGCUGCUGUAUUUGAAGUUGUAAUGGUGUCAAAAAGUCACGACUGACUGACAGCCGUCAGUCCCAGAGGGGCUCAUUAAAUCAUAAAAACUUGACAAGGAAAUAAUUGCGCAUCACCAGCAACUUGGCGCCUGUUUAGACGUUUUUAUUUUCUUUCAUUAUUAGUCCCCACCAUUACGUUCAUUAACAAAUUGCAUUAAACAACUGUUAAGGGCUAA